Molecule: messenger RNA, 1251 nt
Organism: Cylindrotheca closterium
Lineage: Eukaryota; Bacillariophyta; Bacillariophyceae; Bacillariales; Bacillariaceae
Source: the annotation of a GenBank genome assembly
AUGAUGAUCAUCUUGUCAAUGUCAUCACAAUCAUCAUCUGCAACGGCAUCUUCUUCUUCUUCUACCUUUACUACGUGUUCCUUGGGCAAUGAUUCACAACAGCAUCAGCAACAUCAGCAGGUCAAUGACUACGGCUGUGCUUGUUUCCAAAAUAGUACAGAACUUCGAAAAGCAGUGGAUACCUUUAUCCAAGAUGGCUGUUCGGAUGACCACAACUGCAAAUUAAAGACUGCCAUUGUGAAAACAUAUGGCUGGCCCAUGGGCACCUGGUGUGUUUCUUCUGUAACGGAAAUGGACCAAUUGUUUAGCAACAAGAAAACAUUCAAUGAUGACAUUUCUGCAUGGGAUUUGUCGAAUGUCAAGAGUGUGGAUCACAUGUUUUAUCGGGCACGCGUCUUCAAUCAAGACAUUUCCAAAUGGGAUUUGUCACAGGUCGAAAACCUGGCCUACAUGAUCGCGGGGGCAUCCGCCUUUAAUCAAGAUGUUUCCAAAUGGAACGUUUCGAAAGUUACCAACAUGUACAACACCUUCAAUAGUGCAUUGGCUUUUAAUCAAGACCUUUCGGCAUGGGACGUUUCGUCGGUUCAGACCAUGGAAAAAAUGUUUUGGGGUGCAACCUCCUUCAAUGGAGACUUAUCCUUGUGGAAUACUUCCUCUGUGACCGACAUGACGGGAAUGUUUAUUGGUGCCUCCUCGUUCAAUCAACCUUUGGAGAAAUGGGACGUGUCUUCUGUAAAGAGUAUGCAUCGCAUGUUUCAAGAGGCAUCCUCCUUCAAUCAAGAUUUGUCCUCCUGGAAUGUAUCCAAUGUACAAGACAUGGCCGGCAUGUUUCACAAGGCGACAUCCUUUCAGCAAGACUUGUCGUCUUGGGAUGUUUCGAAACUCAACAGUGCAAAGGAUAUCUUUGAUGGAGCUACUACUGCCAUGGAUCUGACUAUAAUUUGCAAUUCGUGGGGCGAGGCUUGGAAAAAUGUUUUAGCCAAGGUGUGCACGGAAGAACACGAGGCUACGACUACUACUACUACUACUACUACUACUCCAACUUUGGAUGCAACAAGUAGCGUGGCUACUGCUACUAAUGACCAGACUGUGGAAAUGAAGGCCACGAAAACUGCAACUUUGGAUGCUGCUGGAAUGCAUGCUUCUACUGCCACUAGUGGACAGACUAUGUACGGAGCACUUGUAUUAGUGGGUUUGUUGUUACUUUAUUGCGUUAGAUAUCGAAACCGAUCCAAGAGGCACAACCAUUAA